Molecule: messenger RNA, 1353 nt
Organism: Closterium sp. Naga37s-1
Lineage: Eukaryota; Viridiplantae; Streptophyta; Zygnematophyceae; Desmidiales; Closteriaceae
Source: the annotation of a GenBank genome assembly
AUGCAGGCGUUCUUUGAUGGCCACUCUCCCUUCCAGUAUCUGCUUGUGUUGCCUCACGUUGCCUUGCGCUGCCGGGGUGUGCUGAGGCCUCUCAUACGGCGCGUACAUGUGCCUUCUGCUGCUGUUGGGGGAGCGGGGGCGGAGGAGGGAGGCGGGGCGGCGGCGAAGGUGGAGGGGGGGAACACGCUGGGGCGGCUGGAGAUACUCUGGUGCUCCACCCUGGGGGACCCAUCAGAUACUGGGGAAUCCCAUAGCGCGCAAGGAGGACUGAAGCUCGUCAGCCUGCCCACCAGAAGGCAGCGACCCUUCCUCGUGCGCCCCUUGCCCCCCACACUCCCUCCUGAAUCUCCCUGCACCCCACUGCCCCUCACCUCGCACUCAUACUCCACCUCUUCCGGUCGUUCCCUUCUUCACAUCACAUGCCCUUCCUCCUCCUUUUCCUCCUUUUAUGGGUGCCAUCCUGCCUUUCUUGUGCCACCCCCUGCCUGCCACCACCUCUCUCCCACCCCCUCCCCGCCCCCCAAAUUAUGCAAGUUAUCCGUUGUGCACUGUCGAGUGCACAACAACAGUUCCUCCCCUCCUGGGCCCAGAGGGCGGUCAAUGCUGGGCCCCCUGGGCAGUGAGUCGACUCAAAAAUCUGUUGGGCCCCCUGAGCUCAGAGGGCGCAUGGCCAUUGUCAUCAACGAGUCCCUCACCGGCCCUUCCUCACUCCCUCCGUUCUUACUGUCCAACAUCCCUCCCUUUUUCCUUUCCUCCCCUUCUUUUAUUCCUCCAGUUCUCCCCUCCUCCCUUCUUCCCGUCCUCCCUUCUCCCCAUCCUCCUUUCUUCCCGCCCUCCCUUCUUCCCUUGCUCACUUGCUCCCGUUUCCUCCCCCCCUCCUCCCCCCCCUCACCACCCCAGGUGCACUGUCGCGUGCACAACAACAGCGACCGCCCUCUGGGCCCGCUGCGAAUAGUCAUCGCGCGGGACGAGCCCGUCACUACCACCACCCCCAGAGCCAUCGUUGUCAGCGGCCCCUGGACCAUGCUUCCGGCCCCUCAUCAUCCCCUUCCUCCCCCACCGCCUUUCCUUGUUCCCCGUCUCAUGCAUGCUCGCAUCUCCAUGCCUCCCGAUCUCACACUCAUGCUCUCAUGUGCCACGGUUCUCCUAAAACCCCCUCCAUGCCAGUCCAUGGUGGCGCUAGCGAGUGGAGUGCACAAGAUAUCGGGGGUGGGGGUUGUGGAUGCACGAAACUCCAAGCCGUACGAUGCACUCACUCCCACCAAGGUGCUUGACCACUCUAAUUUCCAUGUACCUUGGCAUGGAAUCAUGCCACAUGCCUCCCACCACAUGCCUCUCAUAUGCCUCUCAUAA